Messenger RNA from Raphanus sativus (radish), 629 nucleotides. Its product is annotated as cyclin-dependent protein kinase inhibitor SMR2. The record is from RefSeq and is a predicted model, not a curated record. The transcript has a single exon. Lineage: Eukaryota; Viridiplantae; Streptophyta; Magnoliopsida; Brassicales; Brassicaceae. Gene Ontology annotation, biological process: regulation of DNA endoreduplication. The coding region runs from base 154 to 486 and encodes 110 amino acids.
AUAGUACAUGGACAUUUCGCAGAAUACACUCCCUUUAAUCACACCUUUAUUUCUCUCUCUGCCUAUCACUUUAUAGAUCCAAAAAUUAAUAUUUAUUCCCUUUUAGAAGGUAAAUAACCACACGAAACUUUCGCAUUAUACAUCCAUGUGACCAUGUCUAAGGUUCUCGAGCCCCUAGAAGAAGCAAAAGUAGAAGAACAGAAACCCAUAAACCAAGAGGAAGAAGAGGAAGAAUCGAAGAAGAAAGAAGUGUUGUUAGGAUCUCUGUCUACACCAACUUCAAGUGAUCACAAGAUUCCCGAGUUGGAGACUUGUCCUCCGGCUCCAAGAAAGCGACCCCGUGAGAUUUCUCUUACAAAGAAGAAAAGAUUGUCCAAAGAUCUUCGGUUCUUCGAAGCCACCGACGUCGGUAGCCACGAGGUAGAGACUUUCUUUGUUCAUAACCCUAACCAUGUCCGCAAGAAACGGAGAAGUAAUAGCGCUUGAAUCUUUGCUGUUGUAUCUCUUGUACGUGUUUCUUCUUCGCUUUAACAUCGUUUUCGAUCACUUUUUAUUACCUAUAUAACUUUCACUCUGUUUGUGUACAGAACUUAUAUAUCCCUAUAUAUAUCGACUUUGUUUAUUAUGUC